AUGGAAGAAUUCACCAAAAAGACUUUUACGACAUCUAGGUCGUUGACAUACGCCUUUUAUGAUUCUAUCCGUGUAACAGAACGCUCGGAUUUCAGCCACACUCUCCUCUUACUCCAUGGCUAUCCUGACUCGGCGCAAAUUUGGUCAGAGGUUGCACCAAAAUUACUCUCCUCUGCCUACCGUAUCGUCAUCCCGGACCUUCUUGGUUACGGCGAUACCGAUAAGCCGACAGACCCUGCAGCAUACGACUCAAAGUCCAUGGCCAUCGAUCUCGCAGAGUUACUAGCCUCGGAAGGCAUCGCACACGCCAUUGCAAUCGGUCACGACUGGGGCUCUUUCAUGGCUCAGCGGCUGUACUUCUGGGCUCCUGAGCGCGUCGCCGGUCUCGCCAUGCUGAACGUUGCAUACAUGACACCCUUUGAGCGCAACUUCGACCUUGAUCGGCUCAACGCAGCCGCAGAGCGCGCCACAGGUCUUGCGCGUUGGAGCUACUGGGGCUUCUAUGCCUCCGAUGUUGCAUCCGCCAUCUGCUGUGCUCACGCAGAGAGCUUGUGGUGCGCAAUUCACUCGGUGCACGAAGACCUCCGUCGCAACCUUUACUCCUCCAAAGGUGCCCUACAGAGCUUCCUUGAAGAAAAUAAGAAAAGUCUGGCCCGUACUUAUGAAGGAGUGAAAAGAGAUUUGAAGAGUGAAUGGCUGACACGGAUGGAGAGGAAUGGCUUUGAGGGCCCGCUAUGUUGGUAUAAGGCUAUAGUGCGUGGUAUCACACCCGCCACCGAGACUGAGCUCGGACAUGACCGACUGGUGGUGAACGUCCCGGCUCUGUUCAUUGGCGCGAGCAAGGACCAGAUCUGUUUGCUUGGCGCCAUUAGAGCUCCUUGGGCGGAAGGUUUUUUACCAGAUUUGCAGAUUAAACAAGUGGAUAGUUUUCAUAGACCAAUGCUUGAAAAGCCUGAAGAGCUAGCUUGGUCUAUACAACAUUGGUUGAUCGAGAGAUUCCAGUAA
Messenger RNA from Exserohilum turcica Et28A, 1005 nucleotides. RefSeq lists its product as uncharacterized. Gene Ontology annotation, molecular function: hydrolase activity. The record is from RefSeq and is a predicted model, not a curated record. The transcript has a single exon. Bases 1 to 1005 code for a protein of 334 amino acids. Lineage: Eukaryota; Fungi; Ascomycota; Dothideomycetes; Pleosporales; Pleosporaceae.